CGCUUCGCUGAUCAAGGAGGGGAUAAAAAGGCUCCGUUGUGAAGCGUUGCCUUUAUUUGCUGCUAUAUAUUUUUCCUGGCGUGUUGUGGACGAGCCGGGUUAGUGCCGCCAUGUCUGGCCGUGGAAAGCAAGGAGGUAAAGUCCGGGCGAAGGCAAAAUCUCGCUCUUCCCGGGCUGGGCUCCAGUUCCCUGUAGGUCGCGUCCAUCGUCUCCUGCGCAAAGGCAACUAUGCGGAGCGGGUGGGCGCCGGAGCUCCCGUGUAUUUGGCUGCGGUGCUGGAGUACCUCACUGCCGAGAUCCUGGAGCUGGCUGGCAACGCCGCCCGGGACAACAAGAAGACCCGCAUCAUUCCCCGCCAUCUGCAGUUGGCGGUCCGCAAUGACGAAGAGCUGAACAAACUGUUGGGAGGAGUCACCAUAGCCCAGGGGGGAGUCCUGCCCAAUAUCCAAGCCGUGCUGCUGCCCAAGAAAACCGAGAGCCACAAGCCCAAAGGCAAAUGAGGCGGCGGCCGGCCAUCCCUUCCUGGACAAAACCAUCCGUGUCAAAAACAAAAGGCUCUUUUAAGAGCCACCCACGCUUUCAAAAACGAGCUGGAAUUGUGUGUUGCAUUGCGGGGUUUUCGUAGGAGCGCCAGCACUGAAUCCUAGGGGAUGAUGAAUAGUUUCCAAAAUAUUAAGAGUGUUGGAUUUUUUUCCCUGUCAGGGUAGAAAGUCAGUGGUUUCUCGAACGCGUUUGCGACUGCUGGGAGGCGAUUCACGCAUUCUCGGCAAUGACAGGCCUCUGUUACAGGGUUGUUGUAAUGCUUCCUGUACUGUCCGUGACUUGCAUUAAAAACUUACCUGAGAAACCUGCGUGAAGGUUCUUUGAACAGCACGUAAUACAAGUGGAAUGGGAACGCCCCAAUUUUGGGCGGGGAGUGUAUGUGUGCGGAUUUUAUGAAGCUUGCUUAGUCCCGGAGCGCAAGUUCACGAACCGCGGCAAAU
This is a messenger RNA of Sphaerodactylus townsendi, 983 nucleotides long. Its product is annotated as histone H2A type 2-B. The transcript has a single exon. The record is from RefSeq and is a predicted model, not a curated record. Bases 111 to 500 code for a protein of 129 amino acids. Gene Ontology annotation, molecular function: DNA binding; structural constituent of chromatin; protein heterodimerization activity. Lineage: Eukaryota; Metazoa; Chordata; Lepidosauria; Squamata; Sphaerodactylidae. Gene Ontology annotation, cellular component: nucleosome.